AUGGACGCCGUCGCUUCACAGCAAAUCCGUGGCGAUCUUCGCGAUGAGGAGACGAAACAGCCUGUUGUCCAAGUCAACGGCGCAGAGGAUGACGGUCAAAAUGUUGCCCCCCAGUUCCCUUGGACUUACAGGUGGAUUGCCCUCGUCUGUGUCAUCUCCCUUCCCAUCGGACAUACCUGGACCGGCUCAGCACUCGGCCCAUUGAAGAAUACUCUUCGAGAAGAACUCGGCAUCAACAACACACAGUUUGGUGUACUUAGCAGCGCGGAUGCCUUCGUCAACACCAUCUUUCCCAUUGUGGGAGGCCUCAUCCUUGAUUGGUGGGGACCCAACAUUGUGACACUAUGUUGCACAACCGUCAUCCUGGUGGGAUCAGUUGUUGCUGCUGCCGGUGUUCAAGUUGGCCUUUGGCGGGUGCUCGUCGGUGGUCAUGUCUUGAUGGGCUUCGGCAUCGCAGUCCUUGAUUCGGCCACUCAGAAGUUUUUCUACCACUGGUUUGGAGCCUCUGGACUUGCGUUUGCGUUUGGCCUAGAGAGUGCCAUUGCCAACACCAUCAGUCUCGUGUCUGGCAUGGUUGCAAUCCCCAUUCGCGACGGCACCGGCUGGUAUGGCUGGACAUUUUGGAUUCCCGUAAUCUUCUGUGCAUUCUCACUCCUGGUCAACGUCGCCUACGUCUGCUUCGAACGAUUCGUCGUCCCUCAGCAUCUUCGUUUGACGUCCGGUCGCGCCGCAGCUAUCUCAAAGCAACACCUCCACACCAAGAAGCGGUUCUCCUGGAACGUGCUUUUCCAACUUCCGUGGGCCUACCUCAUGCUCCCGGCAACCCAGCUCUUGCAGAAGGAGGUGGCCGGUUAUUUGGCCACGGCGCAGAAGAUCCUGCCCAUCGUGCUCAGUCCUGUGCUCGGUCUCGCCAUCGACGCGUACGGUCACCGCUUCCACUACGUCGCCACAGCCCCGGUCUUUUGGAUCAUCGCAUGCUCUGUCCUGGGAUUCACCGAUGCGCACCCGACCGUGGGACUGGUCUUCUCUAGCCUGGCGGGCGUCAUCAACUCGAUGCCGCUGCAGAUCUGCAUUCCUCUCCUCGUGGCAGACCAAGCAAAGAUUGGCACAGCCUUUGGAGUCUGGCGAGCCUUCAAUAAUUCUGGAUCCACCAUCAUGGACGUUGUCUUUGGUGUUCUCCAAGACGGAACAGACGGUGGUGGCUACAACAGAGUCCUGCUCGUCGCCAUAGGCAUCAAGGCAUGGGCGUUCGUCUUGGGCAUCGCAUACAUCAUUGUCGAUUACAAGCUUCUCGGCAAGGGCAUGACAAUGACCCGCCGUAGCCGGGAGGCGGCCGAGGCGUUGGUCGUCGACAGGGACUUGGAUCCUCUGACGAAGAGGACGUCAAAGGGGUGGUUCACUGCCCUGACCUUCGGACUCCUCGUGAGCAUCAUUGUCAGCGCUUGGGCGGUGUUCCUUCGCUACCUCAUCUAG
This is a messenger RNA of Verticillium dahliae VdLs.17, 1473 nucleotides long. RefSeq lists its product as uncharacterized. Bases 1 to 1473 code for a protein of 490 amino acids. Gene Ontology annotation, biological process: transmembrane transport. Lineage: Eukaryota; Fungi; Ascomycota; Sordariomycetes; Glomerellales; Plectosphaerellaceae. The transcript is spliced from 4 exons. The record is from RefSeq and is a predicted model, not a curated record. Gene Ontology annotation, molecular function: transmembrane transporter activity.